GACUGUGUUACUAGUCCAUAUGUGUCAGAGUGUGAAACUGUCUGUGGUUCAUCUUCAUGUUGAAAAAUAACAAGAGAAAGAGAGGGCGGAAAUAAAAUGUGUGCUCUUGAGAAGACAAGGCAAAGUUUUGAAAAUGAGGACAUACACCAUUUUAAGCUUGCUUCUUUUGCUGAGUGAGGGACUUCCUGUUGUGGUCUUUGCAGAAAAUCUAACAGUGACGGUGGGAGAAGACUUCACAGAAGAAUGUUGGUUUUAUACACCUGGAAGUAAAAAAAUCUUCUGUAAAAAUGACUGUAAUAAAGAAGAAGACAUUUUAGUGAAUACUACAAAGGACAGAGCGGAGAAUGGCAGAUAUAGUAUUCAAUAUGAGGAAGAGACCAACAUUAUGUCAGUGAGAAUUGAAAAGGUGCAGAUGUCUGAUUCGGGACAGUACCAGUGCAAGUUGGAAACGAUUUUGUCUAAUAUCUGGUGGGUUAAAGAUGUCAGCGAUGAAUUUAAGAUCCAAGUCACAGAAGAUUUUUCUGAUUUAUAUGUCAUAAACGGGACCACCAUCAGACCUGAACAUGAAUCACAGUCUCCAGCACCACACGACUCGCCACCAUCAGCAGAUUUUCUAUUGUACAUGGGAACUACAGUGGUUCUGGGGUCCCUCUCUGUUGCUCUCCUCAUAUUUUACUGUAAAAAGAAACUAAACAAAGACAAAGAAGUUCCAGUGAACAGUGAAUCUGCUGAAGGCCUAGAGGGGGGCAGGGAGUACGAGGAGGUCCCGGAGCAACAGGUCCAGAGCUCUCCUGACUUUUACAGUUUGGCCUUAGCUCCAGCUCAGGCAGAGAGCGUUGACUGCAUUUACCAGAACACAGAACCUGGACUUUACUGACCCAAGCCACACCUACAACACCCUGUUUAUCCAGCAGACACUUUGCAAAGCAGUGGUCUCCAAAUGUUUUCCUCUGGUGCGCUACUUUUACAAACCGAAAAUACCAGAGAGCUACUUGUUUUAACAGUCACAAGAAAUGACUAUAUAUAAAAAGCCACGUGGCACAGUUAGAUGCCUAGAAAACAUAAACCAUUAUCCAUUUAUUAGUGCACAAACUUACACUGCAAAAAACCUAAAUCUAGCCAAGUUGAGAUGACUAGAAUUUAGAAAGUUUUAUCAUUUAAGUAAAUUUCACUUGACAACUAAAAUGAUCUACCAAUGGAAAAGACUUUUGGUACUUAAAAUAUGAAAACACAUCUUGCUACAUUUAAAAUAAGAAAAAACAACAACUUUAUACACUUAAAAUAAGAAACAAAAUCUAAUUUUGCUUGAAUUGAGAAAAAACAAAACAAAAAUACACUUAUUCCAUUGGUAGAUAAUCUCACUUGUCCAGUUAAAUCUACUUAAAUAAAGCAAAAUGUUCUUAAUUUAAAUCAUUUUAGCUAGUACUGGAUUUUUGCAGUGCAGGCAUCAAAAAAACGCACGCACACACACAGAC
This is a messenger RNA of Boleophthalmus pectinirostris (great blue-spotted mudskipper), 1475 nucleotides long. Its product is annotated as CMRF35-like molecule 2. The record is from RefSeq and is a predicted model, not a curated record. Bases 134 to 877 code for a protein of 247 amino acids. Lineage: Eukaryota; Metazoa; Chordata; Actinopteri; Gobiiformes; Gobiidae. The transcript is spliced from 7 exons.